Oppia nitens is the source of this 945-nucleotide messenger RNA. RefSeq names its product paired box protein Pax-2-like. NCBI's taxonomy places the organism in Eukaryota, Metazoa, Arthropoda, Arachnida, Sarcoptiformes, Oppiidae. Gene Ontology annotation, molecular function: DNA-binding transcription factor activity, RNA polymerase II-specific; RNA polymerase II cis-regulatory region sequence-specific DNA binding. The record is from RefSeq and is a predicted model, not a curated record. Gene Ontology annotation, biological process: regulation of transcription by RNA polymerase II; anatomical structure development. The transcript is spliced from 5 exons. The coding region runs from base 1 to 945 and encodes 314 amino acids.
AUGCCACACACAGGUCAGGCAGGUAUAAACCAAUUGGGAGGACUGUUUGUCAAUGGUAGACCAUUGCCAUUACAUGUAAGGCAUCGGAUAAUAGAGUUGGCUCUGAUGGGUGUCAGGCCUUGCGAUAUAUCGCGUCAAUUGCUUGUAUCGCACGGUUGUGUUUCUAAAAUAUUAACCAGAUUUUAUGAGACGGGUUCAAUAAAGCCGGGAACUAACCAUUUGCGAUCUAUAGGUGGAUCCAAAUCAAAGCACGUGACGACACCAAACAUUGUUAAAAGGAUAUUACGGUUAAAACAUGAGAACCCGGCUAUAUUUGCCUGGGAGAUCAGGGAUCUGUUACGUAGGGAACUUAUGUCUUACACCCAAAGUCAGGCACAAAAUGGCACCACUUGUGGCCCCUCAUCGACACCCGAUUCUGAUCCCACAAUGAAUAUCAUUCCUUCCAUUUCAUCAAUUAAUCGUAUUUUAAGAAACGGUACGAACGGUAUCAUGGAUUGGACACCAAAUGUCAGACAAACCAUAACUGAAAGCAAUGAGACAAUUACGCCAUUAAAUAAAAGCCCACAAAAUACACAACAACCCAUUUUUGAAAUUUUAAAGAAGGACGACAUCGACACUAACAAUGAAACAGAGAUUAACAGUGAGAGUCAUCCAAAUAACAGCUAUCCAUCUAAUGGCUCGUCCGCACCAAUUGGUCAGCACAUGACUGUCCAACAACAGCUCUAUUACUCUUAUUAUUGUCAGGCUUUGAUGGCUGUUAACCAUAAACAUAAUAUCAAUGAGUCAAUCAAUAAUAUUCAUAGAAAUAACAUAUUAUUUGAGACCCAUUUGAACCAAAGUGAACAUCAAAUGACAGGAUCACAACAUAACUAUCAUAAUUCAACACAAUUGACCCAUCAAUUAGCAAAUGAUGAAAUUAACAAUUCAAACAAUAAUUUUCAAUAG